This is a messenger RNA of Uncinocarpus reesii 1704, 270 nucleotides long. RefSeq lists its product as uncharacterized. The record is from RefSeq and is a predicted model, not a curated record. NCBI's taxonomy places the organism in Eukaryota, Fungi, Ascomycota, Eurotiomycetes, Onygenales, Onygenaceae. The coding region runs from base 1 to 270 and encodes 89 amino acids. The transcript has 4 exons.
AUGGCCGUCAAGGACCAAUUCCAGCUCAAACCAGAUCGUUAUCCAGAAACCCAAAUAGAAAGACAAGGCCAACGGCAGCCAGAUUGGUGUUGGAUCAAUUCAUCCUUGCAAGUGUCGGGGGAUAAUUCGACACAGUUUUUGCAGCCGACAGCUCGUGAUAGAUUGAGUGCGCAGGUUGAUCCUCUGUGGAGGACGAUGGACGAUAUCCAACAGGUGGCCUCGACAGACGUUGACAUAACGUUGGAUUAUCUGUUGGCUAAGACAAGCUAA